UGUUCAUCUCUUAUAUAUUCGCAAUAAAUAAAAUGCUUACCUGACACUAUUACACCAGAAAACCGUUUGGUAGAGUUACAGUUCCUAAAACGGAUGUUAAAAUUAGUUUAGGUAAACCAAAACACUAACGUGUAUUUUAGCACUGCUACUGAACAAUAUUUUUGUUUGUUUUCCCCAGAAUUUCCUGCACCUUUAAGUAAUGGAAACAAACGAAGAAAUAGACGUACUGGACCAAGAAGAAGAAAUAAACAUUUACGACGAUAUUUGUAAUUUCGAUUUGGGAGAAGAAAUAGAAAGACUUAAAGCUGAAAAUAAGAAACUAGAGGAACAUAUUUGCUCCCUCAAAGCAGAUAUAGAUAGGUUAAAUGGUACGAUAGCAGAACUAAAAGUAACACAAAAUAAUUUGACGAAAAACAUUUCUUCUUUAUUCAUGACGGCCAAGACGGAGAUUGAAAGAAAAAAUCGAAUGAUAGAGGAAUUGAGAGAAAAGGUUGAAAAUAGAGGAUUAAGAAGUUUUAAACCUGAUUUCAAGAAGCGAAAGGAUAGGGAAAAUAGUCCAUCAGAAGCUAAUAAAUCAAAGAGAUAUAAAUAUGACGAAAGCACAACAAGAUGUGAAGUGCAGGGAGUGCCAUAUAACGACAAGCUAGAGCCUGAACCUGAUGAGAGACAGGAAUUACAAUCUAAAUAUUCCAAUAGGCAAAGGCCUGUAGAUGACAGUAGGUACCAACAAAGAUUCAAAUAUCCUUACAAUAAGUACAGUAAUCAGUUUGAAAAUAACAAGUACGAUUCUAAACUUAGAUAUUCAAAUGAAACAUACACUGAAAGCAAUAAAUUUGAAUUCAAAAAUAAACAUUAUAAUGAUCGAUACAAUAAUUACGAAGAUGAUGGAUAUCAUUCGAGGUCUACAUAUUCUUAUGACAGAUAUCGAAAUGAAAUGGAAGAGAGGUAUGACUCUCGAUCACAAUAUUGCAAUGACAGUUAUAACAAUUGGACAAAUAAUCGCAUUGAUGGUGAUGGUACGUAUGACAACAGAGAUUAUUAUAAUCGAAGUUCAAGAAGCAACGUUGAAGACAGAGAUGGUGGACAAGAAAGAUUUGACACAUAUGCUGAUAAUAGAAGAAAUGAUCAAUGUGACUCCAGUUAUUAUAGGAAUGAGCGGAAUAGAAGUUUUGAAAGACCAGGUCGUUCGAGGUCUGGUACACCCUUUACACCAUUUGCUUCUGAUGUCAGGGAAGACACAUCUCAGAAUAUAGAACGGGAUGCAUCAAAUGUUGCAGUAAAUUCAGAAACAAAUCCAGAGAGAGAAAGAUCCCUCACUCCAAUGCCCCUUCCAGAAGACAUUGAUGAGCCUAAUCCAAAACCUCCCAAAAAACGCCUGAAAAUGUUAGAAGACAUGGAAAAAAAAGUUAGACAAAAUAGACUAUCACAGACUACUAGGUUAUCUGAUCAAUGUGCAACUAAUAAGCCGUCAGAUAUCAACAAACAUAAUCAUGCAUGGAGCUACGACAUUGAUAGAAAUUCCGUAACGAGCAGUAAAUCUACCAAAAGCAGUAAAAGCGAUAGAGAAUCUCAAGGAAGUGCACAGAGAAAAGAAGCUAAUCUAGUUAAAGAAAAAGUUUCAGUCAAAAACAAAACAGGAAGCAGUAAAGAAAAGUUCAGUCCUAGGAAUUAUGAUAUUCAUCCAAAGAAAGAUAUUAAGCAAUCGCCUAAGAAGGAAACUACAAAUAUUAAAAGAAAAAUUGAUAAUACUGUGGAACACCAUAUGAAGGAAAGGAUAUCAAAACUAUUUUGCAGCCCUCUGAAAUUAAAUAAUGAAAAAUGUAAAAUGACAAAUGAAUGUGUUUCAAAGGAACCUAAACAGAAGUGUUCAAAGAUAUCUAACGCCGAAACGGAGCAGAAAUCUAAUGUCAAAGAAUCAUCUGUAAAACGUGUAGAGAAAGAUGUACAAAGGACUACAAAUAAUGAACAACAUAUGAAGGAAAUGAUAUCAAAACUAUUUCACAGCCCUCUGAAAUUAAAUGAUGAAAUACCUAAAAUGACAAAUGAAUGUGUUUCAAAGGAACCUAAACAGAAGUGUUUAAAGAUAUCUAACGCCGAAACGGAGCAGAAAUCUAUUGUCCAAGAAUCAUCUGUAAAACGUGUAGAGAAAGAUGUACAAAUGACUGCAAAUAAUGGGUCCCAAAAACAUACACAAAAAGAAAUAAGAUCAUCUACAAAAAAUUCCCCAGAGACGUUAUCUGUACACCGGAACCAACCUGAAGAUAAAAUCUUGAAAAAGCCAAGUCAAAUUGUGAAAAUUAGUCCAGGCAAUAAUCUUUCCAACAAACGGGAUAAAAAACGUGAAGAUAAAAUUGAAGAAACGAAAAAUCAAGAAAACACUGACAUAGCAAAGGACUUUGAAAACGUUGGAAAACCUUCAGAAAAUGUAAAUAAAAGCACAAAAGCUGCCACAAAUGAAGAAAUCCUUCAAAAGCGUAGGAAUACACCACACUCCUUUGAGGAAUCUUGUAAUUCUGAAAAACCAAGUGAAGAUGGUAAAGAAAAUAUUAGAAAGCAAAGUGUUGAUAAGGACUUAAACAUGGAUAAAGUUGAUGGCCAGGGAAAAACAGAGGAAAAGGUUGUUGCAAAAGCGGUAAUGCCCGAAGAAUUGAAAACUACAGAAGAAUCUAUAAAAUAUAGUCAAAGACACAAUAUUCGUAGCUUUAAAGAGAGAGUUGUUGCUUCUAAAGAUGGGACAACUGAGAGUGAGCAGAAAGAUAAAAAUGUUGAAGAAGGUAAAGAAAAUAUUGGAAAGCAAAGUGUUGAUAAGGGAUUAAACAUGGAUAAUGUUGAUGGCCAGGGAAAGAUGGAGGAAAAGGUUGUUGCAAAAGUGGCAAUGCACAUUGAAUUAAAAACUACAGAAGAAUCUGAAAAAUAUAGUCAAAGACACAGUACUCGAAGUUCUAAAGAGAGAGUUGAUGCUUCUAAGGAUGGGACAACUGAAAGUGAGCAGAAAGAUAAAAAUGUUGAAGAAGGUAAAGAAAAUAUUAGAAAGAAAAGUGUUGAUAAGGGACUAAACAAGGAUAAUGUUGAUGGCCAGGGAAAAACAGAGGAAAAGGUUGUUGCAAAAGCAGUAAUGCCCAAAGAAUUGAAGACUACAGAAGAAUCUGUAAAAUAUAGUCAAAGACACAGUAUUCGAAGUUCUAAAGAGAGAGUUGCUGCUUCUAAAGAUGGGACAAUUGAUAGUGAGCAGAAAGAUAAAAAUGUUGAAGAAGGCAAAGCAACUAUUAGAAAGCAAAGUGUUGAUAAGGAAUUAAACAUGGAUAAUGUUGAUGGCCAGGGAAAAACAGAGGAAAAGGUUGUUGCAAAUGCGGUAAUGCCCAAAGAAUUGAAAACUACAGAAGAAUCUGUAAAAUAUAGUCAAAGACACAGUAUUCGAAGUUCUAAAGAGACAGUUGCUGCUUCUAAAGAUGGGACAACUGAAAGUGAGCAGAAAGAUAAAAAUGUUGGAGAAGGUAAAGAAAAUAUUAGAAAGCAAAGUGUUGAUAAGGGAUUACACAAGGAUAAUGGUGAUGGCCAGGGAAAAAUAGAGGAAAAGGUUAUCGUAAAAGUGGCAAUGAAAACUACAGAAGAAUCUGUAAAACACAGUAUUCAAAGUUCUAGAGAGAAAGUUGUUGCUUUUAAGGAAGGGACAACUGAAAGUGAGCAGAAAGAUAAAAAUGCUGAAGAAACUACAAGACGAAAUAAUAAAAAAGUCGAAAAACAAGACGUAAAAGAUACAGAUAAAGAACAAAAACAGAAAGAA
Molecule: messenger RNA, 3784 nt
Organism: Anoplophora glabripennis (Asian longhorned beetle)
Lineage: Eukaryota; Metazoa; Arthropoda; Insecta; Coleoptera; Cerambycidae
Product: transcriptional regulator ATRX-like
Exons: 3
Source: RefSeq, a predicted model, not a curated record